Drosophila navojoa is the source of this 1097-nucleotide messenger RNA. RefSeq lists its product as uncharacterized. Lineage: Eukaryota; Metazoa; Arthropoda; Insecta; Diptera; Drosophilidae. The record is from RefSeq and is a predicted model, not a curated record.
GCCCGUUUGCGCUUCCUCUGGUCUCAUUCGGCCUCUGUUGCUGAAGCGAACAGGACGUGUCGAUGGCGAGCAUUGAGAGCGAGUUGACGCAGUUUGUGGCGCAGUGCCGGAAGCAGGAAUUCAGCGAGUCGGAAAUGCGCAGCAUAUGCCAGCCAAUCCUCUGGCAUUGGCGACUGCUGAAACUGAAAAAGUGGGUGCAGUGGCUCCUGUUGCCCGCAGUGCUAGUCUAUCUGCUGUGGAGCUGCUGCGACAGCUGCGCCUGGACAUUGAGCGCCCUGGGCCGCUUGCUGCUGAUCGAGCUGCUGCCCUAUUGGGACUGGACGCCCUACUACAAUGCCAAGUGCCUGAUCGAACGGGAGACGGAGCGGAACAGUGACUGGCAGCCGAAGGCACUCGGCAGACACGAAACUCUCUGGGAGAACUGUGCACUGUGCGAGCAGCUGGAGAGCAUACCCGUCGUCUCUAAUGCCAGCUACUCCCUGCUGGAAGCGGAGUACCUGGAGCGCGGUCUGCCAGUUAUCGUGGGCGACUGCCAGCUCGAGCUGAGCUUGGACAAGCUGCUGCAGCGAUUGCUGGACAGGGCACCCGACCUGCUCGCCAGCGAGCCCUGCGACGUGUCCAGCAAUCUGAUGCUGCGACAACUCUUCAAUUUGGAUGCAGCGCUGCAGAAGAUCCCCACCAGCCCCGCCUGGCAUCUGCACUUCCGCAACUGUGAGUCGAGAGCGGUGAAGGCUUCGCGUCUCUAUGCGGACAAGCCCUACUACUACCCCGUGCAUCUGGAGCCCUACUACUCCAGCUGGCUGCUGCUGGCGCAUCGGCAGCAGCGCCCCCAAACGGAGAUCUAUGUGCGUGGCCUGAUCUUCAUACAGCAGCUGAAUGGCCACUUCGACUGGCAGCUGCGCCCCAAGCAGCCCUGCCAGGAGUACAAUUGCCCCAAUCUGAGUCUGCGCUUGGCUGCGGGCGAGUGCCUGGUCUACUCCACGGAUCUGUGGCGUCUCAGCUACGGAGUGCAGCAGCAGCCGAAUGGGAGUGACACCUCCAUUGCCACGCUGUUCGAGGUGAAUUGGCAGCUGUAGGAGAAUAUAUGGAACGUAAAA